UAUUAUACUUUUAGUUUACAAUCGUUGACUUCACAACACUACAACCUCUUUCACGUUUACAGGUGUUUUGAUCUCAUAUUUCGUAUUCAUGUCUCGUUUCAAACGAGGAGCACAUGUGGACUCUAGAGCGGGAUUUAGGCAGGAGAAAGAAGACUGUCCUGUCCCAUAUGGUUUACUGAAAGCUGCUAGAAAGAGCGGACAGCUCAAUCUAUCCGGGCGCGGUCUAACUGAAGUUCCUCAGAGCGUGUGGAGGCUGAACACAGACACACCUCAGGAAGCUCAGCAGAGCUUGUCAUUUGGAGCUGAAGAUCGGUGGUGGGAACAGACAGAUCUGACCAAACUUCUGCUGUCUUCCAACAAACUCCAGAGCCUCUCUGAAGACGUCAAACUCCUCCCUGCCUUGGUUAUCCUGGAUAUCCAUGACAAUCAGCUAAGCUCACUGCCAGAUUCUAUUGGAGAUCUAGAGCAACUACAGAAGCUCAUAUUGAGUCAGAAUAAACUGACAGAAUUGCCUUCGGGUCUUUGGAGACUUACAAACCUGCGAUGUCUUCAUCUGCAACAGAAUCUGAUUGAACAGAUUCCCCAGGAUUUGGGGCAGCUGGUUAAUUUGGAUGACCUUGACCUCUCCAACAAUCAUCUAAUGGACGUUCCAGAAAGCCUGGCAAACCUGAAAAAUCUUGUGAAAUUGAAUUUGUCCUGCAACAAGCUCAAGAGUCUCCCUCCUGCCAUCAGUGAAAUGAAAAACCUGAGGAUGCUGGACUGUUCCCGGAAUCAGCUGGAGAGCAUUCCCCCUGUCCUGGCUCAGAUGGAGUCCCUCGAGCAGCUUUACUUAAGACACAACAAGUUAAAAUUCCUUCCCAAACUGCCCAGCUGUAAAACACUCAAGGAACUCCACUGUGGGAACAACCAGAUUGAAAUGCUGGAGGCAGACCUUUUGAAGCACUUGAGUGCUCUGAGUUACUUGGAGCUCCGAGAUAACAAGGUGAAGAGCCUUCCUGAAGAAAUAACCCUACUGCAAGGCCUGGAGCGCCUGGAUCUUACCAACAAUGACAUCAGCAGUCUGCCGUGUGGACUUGGCACAUUACCCAAGCUGAAGUCUUUGGCUUUGGAGGGCAAUCCACUGAGGGCAAUCCGCAGAGAUCUCCUGACUAAAGGCACUGGGGAGCUCCUGAAGUAUCUCAGAAGUCGAGUUCAAGAGCAACCAGAUGGGGGCUCGAAAGAAGAGCCAAAAACAGCAAUGACCCUCCCAAGCCAAGCUAAAAUCAAUGUGCAUGCCAUCAAAACUCUCAAAACUCUAGACUACAGUGAGAAGCAUGAGGCAUCCAUCCCAGACGAGGUGUUUGAUGCAGUUGAUGAUAGUCCUGUGGCCCACGUAAACUUCAGCAAAAAUCAGCUGAUGGCAGUUCCACCCAGAAUCUUGGAGUUAAAGGACACCCUAGCAGACAUUAAUCUGGGCUUUAACAAGCUAACAAGCAUUCCGGUGGACUUUUCCAUGUUGAAACAACUGGUACAUUUAGAUCUCAGAAACAAUCUAUUGAUCUCACUGCCAAUGGAGCUGGAAGGCUUAACCAAGCUGCGGAGUGUUAUUUUGUCUUUUAAUAGGUUCAAGUCAUUCCCAGAAGUGCUGUAUCGCAUCUCAUCCCUUGAGACCAUUUUAAUCAGUAACAAUCAAGUUGGAGGCAUCGAUCCAGUCCAAAUGAAGACCUUAAAUAAUCUAUCUACUCUGGAUCUGUCCAACAAUGAUAUAAUGCAAGUGCCUCCAGAACUUGGCAACUGUACCAGUCUGAGGGCUCUAAUGCUUGAUGGGAAUCCUUUCCGUAAUCCAAGAGCUGCCAUCCUCAGUAAAGGAACAGAUGCUGUCCUGGAGUAUCUCCGAAGUCGUAUUCCAACAUAAACUUCACGUUUAAUGUAACGUUAACCAUCAUUGAUAAACGAUCAAUUCUUGUGCCAUAACACUGACAGUAUAAAAAAAAAAGAAGACACAAUAAUAAAUCAUCUUCUGCCACUUGUUUUAAUUAAUCUUACCAUUAAAAAUGGCAUUGUAAACAAACCUUCGGCAUGCGUUGUGAUGAAUUUAAGACUUUGUCAACCGAAUGAACCAAAAAAAAUGUUGUUUGUGUUGAAGAUUUGCAUUUUAUAAUAGAUUUUCAGUGAAUGUUUCUAUUUUCCAUUAUGAAAGCACUAGUAAUAAAUAAUGAAAAUAAAGCCCUUUUUAUCAUCUAUAAAGGACCACAGAAUGACCAUUAAUAACAAUAGUGACAUUUUUAUUAUUUGUACAAUAAAGAUACAUUAUUCAAAACACCUCUUAGAUACUGAAAAAAAUCUGUACUCCAAAGCCGAAAAUGGCUCCAAUAUUCGCUGAACAGCAUUGGACUUGCUUCUUUUUAUACAGGUUUGUAUUUUGAAUUUUUUUUUUUAACUAAAAUUUAUUUUAAAUAUGUACAUAUAUCAUCUGCAAAAUGCAUUCGAGACACAGAAUAUAUGUCAUCAAUUACAUAUUUGCGGUAAUACAGAAAAAAAUUGGAAGGAGUAAACUUGCAUGUGCAAAUAAAUGAUAUGAUAAAUUGUCACUAAUUCUUUUGAACUAAAUCGAAUAAUUUCUUCUAGAUAUAAUUACUUUUUGCACAAAAAUGAAACGGCAUUCAAGUUCAGUAAGUCUUAAUACUGCAGAAAGCUUUAAGUACAUUCACAAUCUAUUGGAAUAAAUUAUUUAAAUGUCUCCAUUCAUAGUUAUUUACAUCAAUACUGCAAUUAGACUGAAUAGUACAAUAUUAUAUUUUAUAUUCAGCAGGUCUUUAAACACAUACAAAAAUGACCAUUUGUAUAUUCAUAUACAUAUAUGUUUAUGACACAAAUUCACAAUUACUUUAGAAAGAAUUGUACAUAUUUGUUUCUAGUGUUUCGUUCCCUCACAAUCUAACGCUCUGUCCAUACAUUGGCUUUGUUCUUUAUAAAAUUUAACAAUUUGAGCAUAGCUAAUUAUAUCAAUAUAUUAGAAACCAUUAUUUGAAAACAUUUAGUAAAAAUAAUCAUUAUCAAAUAUUCUUUCACAAUAGUAUUUGAACAAUUAAUUGCAUCCUCCGUAAUAAUCUUUAUUUAAUAAUCAACAAUAUUCCUCUGAAGCUGAAUGCAGUGGAUGUUGUGUUGGGGUCUUUCAGAGUGCAUUUCCACUCAAAACUCCUUCGAAAUGCUACAUUUUUAGCAACAUUUGAAACGUGCCCAGGUUUUUUUAAGGGAUUUUAUGGCACUGUUUGUCACAAUGACAGAU
This is a messenger RNA of Carassius auratus (goldfish), 3268 nucleotides long. RefSeq names its product leucine rich repeat containing 40 (gene lrrc40). Gene Ontology annotation, cellular component: cytoplasm. Bases 89 to 1894 code for a protein of 601 amino acids. NCBI's taxonomy places the organism in Eukaryota, Metazoa, Chordata, Actinopteri, Cypriniformes, Cyprinidae. The record is from RefSeq and is a predicted model, not a curated record. Gene Ontology annotation, molecular function: protein binding. The transcript has 15 exons.